CAGCCAAUCGAGAAGCGCAGACCAGAUUCAAAUAAAGACGGCGGGUGAACAUGGCGGACCGGACUUGGUCUGGGAGGUGAUCGACCUGCUUUCGGUAUUGAAGAUGUGGCGAGUAAAGAAAUUGAACCUCAGUCUGUCGCCGUCGCCCCAGCCAGGGAAACCAGCUAUGAGAACUCCUCUUCGGGAACUUAACCUGCAGCCCAGUGACUUCAGCUCAGGACCAGUCCCGGCUAUCUGCUCCACGCUGACCCCAUCACUGCGCAAGCUGGGGCUGCAGGAAGGCAGCCACAACUCAUCCCUGCUGGAUUUAGUCAAUGCCAAGACAACAGACUCCCCUUCAGAACAAUUCAGCUAUCCCUCAAGGUGGCUAGAAGCUUGUCAGAAUGAGUCAGGCAAGCAGCCUCUAGAACUGACUGCCCAAACCAACUCUAUUCCCAAAACAUUUGAGGAAGGAAUAGACACAGCGGAGGACUGUGUGGUUAAAACCAUGGUCCUUGAAUCCUCUUCAGUGGGGCAGAAGCAAGACAUGAUACUCGAGGCCCAUUCAGACACCAUGGCAGAGACAAACAGCAGCUCUCUAAAUGAGCCUUUGAGGCCAGAAGAUCUAGGGAGGAAGGAAGUGGCACCUUGCAUGGAAGACAGCUUUUUAGAAGUUACUGCUGCUAUGCCUGAGAAAGCUACAUUCCAAGAUUCUCCAUCUCAUCUCUUGGACUCUUCACCCUGUUCUGAGCAACAACUACAUUGCUCCAAGGAGAGCCUGAGGGACAGUAAGACUGAACCUGUACCUGAGGACUCAGUACCCUCUGAAAGUAACGACUUCGUGCCUUCCUCCAUUCUCUGGCUUUCUCCUUCACCUGGCUUGGCAGCAGAUUCCCCCACCAAUCAUGUGGACCAAGGGGAGGAAGGAGAAUUGAGCUUCCCCACGCCCCCUGAACAGGUUGAAUUGGGAGAUCAAGCACUUGUCUCAAAUGUGGAAAAUGUUCCACCCACAUGCCUGACACCAAAUCCAGGGGCAUCGGAAUCCCAGGCAGCUCCAGGCCCAGCAGACGAUGCUGGUAGGAUUCUUGGAUAUGAUUCAGAGACUUGGAUGUCCCCACUGGCCUGGCUAGAAAAAGGUCUAAAUACUUCAGUCAUGCUAGAAAAUCUCCGCCAAAGUUUAUCCCUUCCCACCGUGCUGCAGGAUGCUGCCAUUGGCACUACCCCUUUCUCAACUUGUUCUGUGGGGACUUGGUUGACUCCUCCGGCACCGCAGGAAAAGAGUAUAAACAAAUCCCAGAUCAGCCCGCUGGGCAACGAAGAAGAAAGUGCUUCAGAGACACAGCACCGCCUGUGGGGCCAUCAUCCUCCAGAUCUGACUGCCUUGUCUAGACAAGACCUGGAAGGUAAUCUGAUGAGCUCUCUUGUUAUUCUGGAGGUUCUGACCCGCCAGCUACAGGACUGGAAGAACCACCUGACUGUCCCUCACCCUGAAGCCCGGGACUGUAGCACUCAGACAGACACCUCUCCUAGUCAGGUAACUAAGGAACCUCAACAUCUUCAGGAGAGCCAGAAGAUUGGACAGACCCUGCAGCAAGCCAGGAACAUCAUGCAGUCAUGGGUGCUGGUCUCUAAAGAGCUCACAACCUUGUUUCACCUGUCCCUGCUGCACGUAGAAGAUAAAACAAGUGUGAGUCGGGAGUCUCGGCUUGCAGAAACUUUGAUGUCCUGCAGUGUUGAUGUGUUGAAGAAAUUGAAAGCAAAGCUCCAGAGCCUCAAAACAGAAAGGGAGGAGGCAAGGCUUAGAGAGGAAGUGGCACUCAGAGGCAAGGAUGUGGCAGAGACGGUGCUAGAGGCUUUCUGCGCACAUGCCAGCCAGCGCAUCAGCCAGCUGGAAAAGGACGUGAAAUUCACAGGGGAAUUCAGAGGCCUUCUGCAGGAGGCCCAGGCCCAAAUGGUAGGCCUUCAUACGGAGCAAGAAGAGCUGGCUCAGCAGACGGUGAGUCUGACUUCCACCUUGGAACAGGACUGGACAUCCAUGCAACUCGAUUAUGUGGCAUGGACAGCUUUGCUGAGUCGGUGUCAACAACUCACAGAAAAACUCACAGCCAAGAGCCGACAGGCCCUGCAGGACCAUGAUGUUGCAGUUGAGGAAAAGCGGCAGAUUUCCAGGGAGCUGGAACAAGCCUCUGCCCAUUUAGAGGACUGCAAAGGCCAAACAGAACAACUGCAAUUGGAAAACAGUCGCUUAGCAACAGAUCUCCAGGCUCAGCUGCAGAUUCUGGCCGACAUGGAUAGGCAGCUAAAAGAGCUGCAGAAUCAGCAUGCCCAUUGUACCCAGGACCUGGCCACAAAGGAUGAGUUGCUCUGCCAACUUACCCAGAGCAAUGAGGAGCAGGCUGCUCAAUGGCAAAAGGAAAAGACGGCACUACAACAAACACAAGCAGAACUGCAGCAACAACAGGCUGUGUUGGCCAAAGAGGUGCAGGACCUCAAGGAGACCCUGGAGUUUGCAGACCAAGAGAAUCAGGUUGCUCACCUGGAGCUGGGCCAGGUUGAGUGCCAGUUGAAAACCACACUGGAUGUGCUCCGGGAGCGCAGCCUGCAGUGUGAGACUCUCAAGGACACUGUAGAGAACCUAAAGGCUGACCUGACAAGCACCAUCGCAGAGAACCAGAAACAAGACCUGCAGAAGACACGGCGGUAUUCCCAAGAGCUCGGGGUGCUGACCAAGCAACUACAGAGCUUAACCUUCUUCCUACAGACAAAACUAAAGGAGGAGGCUGACCCAGAGACCCUUUCACUGAGCACAGCUCAUGCUUUGGCUGAGGAUCACCCUCCACCUAAUGGCAGUGCCUUCAUGGGGAGCAUCUGGAGAGCAGAGACAAAUGAAGAGCCAGAAUCAGCUCCUGUGCCCUUGCUUGGAAGUGGCAAGAGUGCUUUCACCCGAGUAGCACCAACAGUUUCCCUUCAGCCUCCAGAGAUCCCAGACAUAGAGAAGACUCUGGGAGAAAUGAAUACUAAGCUUCUUGAGCUUCACAGCCUGUGUACCCUGCUGCAAGAGUCUAAAGAAGAAGCCAUUGGGACUCUGGAGCAAAAAAUUUGUGCUCUGCAGAUGAGGCUGCAGGCCCAGGAAGAACAGCAUCAGGAAGCCCAGAAGGCAAAGGAAGCGGACAUAGAGAAGCUGAACCAGGCUUUGUGCUUGCGCUACAAGAAUGAAAAGGAGCUCCAAGAAGUGAUACAGAAGCAGAAUGAGAAGAUCCUAGAGCAGAUAGACAAGAGUGGCGAGCUCAUAAGCCUCAGAGAAGAGGUGACCCAGCUCACCCGCUCACUUCGGCGGGCAGAGACAGAGACUAAAGUGCUCCAGGAGACCCUGGCAGGCCAGCUGGACCCCAACUGUGAGCCCAUGGCCACCACCUGGAUCCAAGAGAAAGUGUGGCUGUAUCAGGAGGUGGACAAGCUGAGGGUGAUGUACCUGGAGGUGAAAGAUGAGAAAGCAAAACUCAUGGUCAAGUUCCAGAGCCAGAGAAACAUCCUAGAGGAGAACCUUCGGCGCUCUGAUGCAGAGUUAAAGAAACUAGAUGAGAUUGUUCAGCAUAUUUACAAGAUUCUGCUGUCCAUCCCAGAUGUAGUACAAAGUUGCAAGGAGCUACAAGGAUUGCUAGAAUUUCUGAGCUAAGAAACAGAAAGCAGCCAGUGGCAGUGGUGUGUACCUGUAAUUCCAGCUACUCGGGAGGCAGAGGCAGGAGGAUCACCUGAGCCCAGGACUUCGAGAUUACUUUGGGCAACAUAGUGAGACCCUGUCUCAAAAAGGGAAAAAAAAAAAAGAAGAAGAAACAAAGCUGGAUUCUCCUUCAUCCCUUUUUACCUGCAAUACCUUUUCACCCCCAAUACUAGGACCAAUUGGCCUAGAGCCAACUAUGUUUAAUAUUAUUUAAAUAAAGUGUAUUUAAUGUACUUC
Chinchilla lanigera (long-tailed chinchilla) is the source of this 3937-nucleotide messenger RNA. It is a transcript of the gene Spag5, whose product is annotated as sperm associated antigen 5. The transcript has 24 exons. Gene Ontology annotation, biological process: cell division; regulation of attachment of spindle microtubules to kinetochore. NCBI's taxonomy places the organism in Eukaryota, Metazoa, Chordata, Mammalia, Rodentia, Chinchillidae. The record is from RefSeq and is a predicted model, not a curated record. The coding region runs from base 104 to 3655 and encodes 1183 amino acids.